CCUCGUGUUUGAGAACUCGGUUUAUGCGCGGGUAUUACAGAGGGAAGGCAGACCGAAGAAACGAGCCGACCCUCAAGUCGGUCUAAUCUCAAGCCAGGAGUUCGAACACUCACUUAACGUUGGCGGGGCGCAGGGGGAGGAGAAGGUGGGCGACGAGAGUACGGUGAACUGGAAGCGGACCGCCGGCGACGGUGGCCGGCUCGGUCGAGGAGGAGUUCGCGGUGCCAGGGCCGCGCAUGCUUCAACAACGAGGCUGUACAGCAACGACACCCGCACCCGCCGCUGCGACGGCCAGCUCAGCCUUAUCUUCAUCAUCGUCGUCCUCGUCAUCUUCUUCACUCACCCACAACAUGUUCCCGCAACAGUACUGCCUGAGAUGGAAGUACCAUCACAGCAACCUGCAGACCAUGUUCUCGCAGCUGCUCGAGCGGCAGGCCUACUGCGACGUCACGCUCGCCUGCGAGGGCAAAACGUUGAGAGCGCACAAGGUAAACAGAGAGAGAAUAAAUGUCGCGAUAAAAAUGUCGCGACGUCGACGACACGCUUUCUCAUAUCCGGCGAGCGCCGGCUCGCGAAUGUCGCGACUCGGUCGUCACUCGAAUUAUUAAUCCCCGGGAAGUCGCGGUUGAUCUUAGCAGAAAUACAGAACUUUUACUUAAAACGCAAAAAGAGGGAAAAAAAAGAAACCGUAAGAAACGUUCAGUUAAAUGAACCGUCUUGCCGUCUUGCUGCUCCGAGAAUAUCCCGGAUGAAAUCCCGUGCGAGUCGAAUCAUUUUCACUUUAUCCUUUUUUAUGUCUUCAGUUCAGAAAAAUAGAAUAGUAGUAAUCAGUUUAUAAAUUCACGUAUCUCGG
Messenger RNA from Pogonomyrmex barbatus (red harvester ant), 853 nucleotides. RefSeq lists its product as uncharacterized. Gene Ontology annotation, biological process: regulation of transcription by RNA polymerase II. Gene Ontology annotation, cellular component: nucleus. Gene Ontology annotation, molecular function: protein binding. The record is from RefSeq and is a predicted model, not a curated record. Lineage: Eukaryota; Metazoa; Arthropoda; Insecta; Hymenoptera; Formicidae.